This is a messenger RNA of Jatropha curcas, 1019 nucleotides long. RefSeq lists its product as uncharacterized. The record is from RefSeq and is a predicted model, not a curated record. Lineage: Eukaryota; Viridiplantae; Streptophyta; Magnoliopsida; Malpighiales; Euphorbiaceae.
AACUAUACACCAACAGAGGUAGAAAAAACACUGAACAAAUAACAAAAACACUUGGCAAUUGUAUCUCUCUCGAUGCCAAGUGGUAUAUAUACCCUAAACACUCAUUUCCAUUUUCUUUUUCUCUUUAUAUUCCCUCAUCUCUAACCCUAAUCCUUCAAUUGUCUUUUUCCCAUACUUCCUCUCUUUUGAUGCUACUAGAAAAACCCACUAACCCUUUGAUGAAAUCUCUCCUCCUCCUCGUUUCAUUUUCUUAUAACCCAGCGGCGCGUGUUCUUGACGCGACCACUCUUUUAGAGAGAAAAUGAUGAAGAGAAAUCUGAUGGGUGAGAAGCUGAUGUUGAAUAGGCAAAAGAACAAUAACAAGAAGAGUAUCGAUGAGAAGAAGAACAAGAAGAAUAGGUUUUUGAUAAGUGUAAAUGUGAUUGGAAGUGCUGGGCCUAUAAAGUUUGUGGUGAAAGAAGAUGAUGAUGUUGCUUCUGUUAUUGACAUUUCUUUGAAGACUUAUUGUCGUGAAGGUCGUCUUCCAGUUCUUGGUUCUGAUGCUAACAACUUCCUUCUCUACUGUCCAAAAGCUGGUUUUGAUGCUAUGAAGCCAUGGGAACCGAUAGGACGUAGUGGAGAAAGAAACUUUGUGCUAUGCAAGAAAAGGGAGAUGCCACCACAAAUGACUGAAGCAAGAUCAGAAAUGAUAGAACAUAAGACACCUGGCUGGAAGGCAUGGCUCAACAAAUCCUUUAUUAAUUUUAAAAUCUUAUCUAAUUAAGGACAUCAUAUAUCUUAAUUACUUAAGUUUUUUUUUUAUACUAUCAAUUUUAAGUACAAACCAUCCGUACACGCCUGUGUUAGUGAUGUCAAUUAUCGAAAUAAAAAUAUGCAAAAAAAUAUUGUUAAUGAUGUAACCAAACAGUGAAGCAUAUGUUCUCUUGUCUAUGAUUGGCAUAGUAUGCCUUAAUAAUACACCUCGUAAUAAUAAAAAAAACGUAUAUAUAUAAUGACAUCUUCCUUUGGUAUUUCUUAGC